AAAUAUCAAUUUCAUAUCUUCUAAGCCGGGAACGCAUAAACCCAUCCAAAACCCGGCAAAAAUGUUGCGGAGCACCACCAUAUUCUUCCCCACCUGUUCAUAUUCACCAUCACAAUCUCUCCGCCCAACCACUAUCUCUCCCUGUCUCCUCUCUCUCCCAUCAUUUUCCUCUCACCACACACAAUCCCAGUGGCAUCCAAAUCAACCAGCCCACAAGAAGAGCCAAUUUCAGCGACUCUGUGGCACUUAUGAGGUCGGUGGAGGCUUCCCAGACGACGGAUUGGGCGUCCAAGACAGGAACAGAACUACCCAAGAGAAAUUGGACCCGGCCCAGAUUGAAGCCCUACUCAAAGGUGGAGAGCAAGUCACUUCUGUCCUCGAAGAAAUGAUCACCCUCUUGGAGGAUAUGAAGAUGGAUGAGGCGUCUGAAGAGGUGGCAGUGGAAAUAGCUGCACAAGGGGUCCUGGGGAAGAGGGUUGAUGAGAUGGAGGCCGGUUUCAUGAUGGCGCUGGACUACAUGAUCCAACUUGCUGACACUGACCGAGACGAGAAGCGCAAGUCUCUAUUGGAGGUGAUUAAGGACACAGUCUUAUCCUACCUUACUAAAAAAUGCCCCCCGCAUGUUCAAGUGAUUGGGCUACUCUGUAGAACUCCUCUGAAAGAAAGUAGACAUGAAUUACUACGCAGAGUGGCUGCUGGUGGUGGUGUAUUUAAAAGUAAAAAUGACGUCAAAGUUCAUGUUCCAGCUGCAAAUCUAAAUGAAAUUGCUAACCAAGCUGAUGAUUUACUGGAGACAAUGGAAACUCGGCCUAUAGUUCCGGAUCGAAAGCUACUUGCAAGACUUGUUUUAAUCAGAGAGGAAGCUCGGAAUAUGAUGGGAGGUGGAAUACUAGAUGAGAGAAAUGAUCGUGGGUUUAAGACUCUUCCUGAAUCAGAGGUGAACUUCUUAACCAAACUGGUAGCUUUGAAACCGGGGAAGACUGUGGAGGAGAUGAUAAAAAGUGUAAUGGAAGGAAAAGACGAAGGUGCAGAAGACUCUGGCAGUGAUAUGGAAGAUACCACCAGUAGAAAGGGUUCGAGUGGAAUUGCAGGAAGGGAAAGUGUUACAGGACGAAAAGCGCUUCCUGUGCGCCCUGGCAUGUUUCUUGAGACUGUAUCCAAGGUCUUAGGUGGUAUAUAUGCUGGAAAUGUCUCUGGCAUCACAGCACAACAUCUAGAGUGGGUUCAUCAAAAGACACUUGAAGUUCUUCAGGAAAUAGCAUUUUAAACGUCUUAGAGUACGUCAUCCUCUGUUUUUGCGCUAAUCAUGAGCAGUUGAAAUGGAUAAUAUUUAGUGAGAGUAGGAACAAUACUUUGCAAUAGAAGUUGCUGGGUUGACCCUGAAGGCCAAAAGAAAAGUUACUAAUCAGAUAUAGAAUGCACAGGGAAGAACCUGCUCAAACUGUUAUAAUGAGUUAGCUGCUGUUAGAAAAUAAACCAUAUUUUGUCGAAUGAAGAAUGUGCUUGAUGUAGUUGAUGAACAGCCUGUGCCAUCCAUUUUGGUACGUUUGUCUCUGCUAGAGCUUGCCUUGACUACCUCCCACUUUAACAGUGGCCAGCAUGCGUAAGUGAAGUGUUUAGGUUCCUUUUUUAGUUGUAAAUGACGUCUUGAAUUCUUUUUGUUUGGUUCUUUAUGAUGUAACAAUUACAGAAAUUUUUUUUUU
Molecule: messenger RNA, 1703 nt
Organism: Rosa chinensis
Lineage: Eukaryota; Viridiplantae; Streptophyta; Magnoliopsida; Rosales; Rosaceae
Product: protein PEP-RELATED DEVELOPMENT ARRESTED 1, chloroplastic
Exons: 10
Coding region: 62-1267 (401 amino acids)
Biological process (GO): regulation of DNA-templated transcription
Cellular component (GO): chloroplast nucleoid
Source: RefSeq, a predicted model, not a curated record